Daucus carota subsp. sativus is the source of this 2078-nucleotide messenger RNA. RefSeq names its product probable indole-3-acetic acid-amido synthetase GH3.1. The record is from RefSeq and is a predicted model, not a curated record. NCBI's taxonomy places the organism in Eukaryota, Viridiplantae, Streptophyta, Magnoliopsida, Apiales, Apiaceae. The transcript has 3 exons. Gene Ontology annotation, cellular component: cytoplasm. Gene Ontology annotation, molecular function: acid-amino acid ligase activity. Bases 99 to 1898 code for a protein of 599 amino acids.
CUUCACCACCAAAAAUAUCUCUUCCUCAACAAAUUUUAUUAGUUUUACCAAUUUACCAUUCUCCAAAUUUGUUUAACUUUUGAUAUAUAUAAUACUUAAUGGCUGUGGAUUCGAUCCUGUCAUCUCCGCUAGGCCCUCCGGUGUGCGAAAAGGAUGCGAAAGCACUUCAAUUCAUCGAAGAAAUGACCCGAAACGCUGAUGAAGUACAAGAGCAAGUUUUGUCAGAAAUUCUGAGCAGGAACGCUAAGACUGAGUAUCUUCAGCGAUUUCACCUCGAUGGUGCAACCGAUCGUCAGACUUUCAAAUCCAAAAUCCCAAUGGUCACUUACGAAGAUCUCCAGCCUGAUAUUCAGCGCAUUGCCAACGGAGAUGUGUCUCCGAUCAUGUCUUCUCAUCCUAUCUCUGAAUUUCUCACUAGCUCUGGAACUUCAGCUGGAGAAAGAAAGCUGAUGCCGACAAUUAAGGAAGAGCUGGAUCGUCGUCAACAGCUUUACAGUCUUCUCAUGCCUGUCAUGAACCUUUAUGUGCCUGGAUUGGACAAAGGAAAGGGACUCUACUUUCUUUUCGUCAAGUCGGAGACCAAGACACCGGGCGGCCUAUUAGCAAGACCCGUGCUUACCAGCUACUACAACAGUGAUCAUUUCAAGAACCGCCCCUAUGACCCGUAUAACAUCAUGACAAGCCCGACGGAGGCCAUCCUGUGCGUGGAUUCCUUCCAAAGCAUGUACUCCCAAAUGCUCUGCGGUCUCUACGAGCGCCAUCAGGUGCUUCGUCUCGGAGCUGUAUUCGCCUCUGGCCUUCUCCGCGCAAUCCGGUUCCUUCAGCUCAACUGGCCUGAACUGGCCAACGAUAUCCGAACCGGACGUUUAAGUGAAAAAAUAACCAACCCGGAGAUCCGAACAUGCAUGACCCGUAUCCUCCGCCCCGACCCGGAGCUGGCCGAGUUCAUCUCAAAAGAAUGCUGUGAACAAAACUGGGAAGGCAUCGUCACAAAAAUAUGGCCGAAUACAAAGUACCUAGACGUUAUCGUCACGGGCGCGAUGGCUCAAUACAUACCAACUCUUAAAUACUACAGCGGAGGAUUACCCAUGGCUUGCACCAUGUACGCAUCCUCCGAAUGUUACUUCGGACUCAAUCUCAACCCGAUGUGCAAACCAAGUCAAGUGUCUUACACAAUAAUGCCCAACAUGGCCUAUUUCGAGUUCUUGCCACACGAUCCAAAUUCAAAUCCAAACUCGUCUCGUGAUCUUCCCCGUAAGCUCGUUGAUCUCGUGGACGUGCAAGUCGGCAAAGAGUACGAGCUGGUUAUCACAACUUACGCAGGUUUGAACCGGUACCGCGUGGGCGAUAUUCUUAGGGUCACAGGGUUCCAUAACUCCGCGCCGCAGUUCCACUUCGUGCGGCGCAAGAACGCGUUACUCAGCAUCGACUCGGACAAGACCGACGAGGCCGAGCUGCAGACCGCGGUGGAGAAUGCCUCGAAUCUCCUUAAAGAGUUCAAUACUAGUGUGGUGGAGUACACGAGCUACGCCGAUACGAAAACGAUACCGGGUCAUUACGUUAUAUACUGGGAGUUACUAGUCAAGGACUCGGCCAACACGCCGAGCCAUGAGGUCCUCAACAAGUGCUGCCUCGCCAUGGAAGAGUGUCUCAACUCGGUGUACAGACAGUGCCGAGUUGCGGACAACUCGGUGGGUCCGCUGGAGAUCCGCGUGGUUAAAAAUGGAACAUUUGAAGAGCUAAUGGAUUAUGCAAUAUCGAGAGGUGCGUCGAUUAAUCAGUACAAGGCCCCGAGAUGUGUUAGUUUUACGCCGAUUAUGGAGCUGUUGGACUCGAGAGUAGUUUCAUCACAUUUUAGUCAAAGUUUGCCUCAUUGGACUCCAGAAAGACGCCGGUGAAUGUUAAUUAAUUAAUCAUAAUAAUUAUUUAUUAUAAUUAUUAUUUAAAAUAGUGUAGUUUGUAUAAAAUAAGUUUUAGUGACCGACCAUGGAAGUCAACUCUAGAUUCCUUGUAUUGUUUAAUUAGCCAGCAGACUAGCUAGCUAGCUAGGUUUUUUGUAAUUUUUUUCUUCUUCUUAA